This is a messenger RNA of Drosophila yakuba, 2006 nucleotides long. RefSeq lists its product as uncharacterized. NCBI's taxonomy places the organism in Eukaryota, Metazoa, Arthropoda, Insecta, Diptera, Drosophilidae. The coding region runs from base 272 to 1393 and encodes 373 amino acids. The record is from RefSeq and is a predicted model, not a curated record. The transcript has 6 exons.
CAUCACACACAGAUGUGCACACAUAAGAACACAAGCAAUUUUCAAAAGAUUUUGCUGGCCAAAAAAUAAAGGAAGCAGAAACGUGCCGCGCAUUCGGAGGAGAAAAAGUAUAAAAAUACAUACAGCUGCGAAAUAAAUAGCUACCAAAUAGUUAAGGGAGGAAAAAGGACAAGAGAGAGAGAGUGACGGAGAGAUAGAACGAAACGUGGGCGCAGUUUUUGAGAGUUGAGGGGCAACCAUCGGUGAUGUGGGACACAUCCCGCCACGGGCAAUGCAACAACCCCAACGUUAUAUACCGUCUGUAUCUGAUCUAUAUGGCACGGACGAGAUAGAACUGCUGCUGGACGAGAUUCGGGAGCUGGAGCUGGAGCCGGUCUGCUGUCAGCUGGACGAUGAGCAGGACUUUGAAAUAGCUGGCAGCAGGGCCGGCGAGCUCUCCCACUCGCACUCGCACUCGCUGUCCUUGGAAUCCCCACUCGGAACCUGCACCUCCUGGGACUCCCAUGCCAACUACAAGCAGAGGGGCGGCCACACCCCCCUGCCCUGGGGCGUCGCCCUCCACUGUGAUCCGCAACACUUGAAAUCGCCUACAGGGAUUGUGCGCAUACUACUGGUGUUAUCCUCGGCCGCCUGUCUGGCCUGCGAAUGCUCCGCGGGCACCGUGCAGGUGGGCCUCUUUCUACUGCCACUCAUCGGGCGCCUGAGGCUGAUGGUCUUCUGCGCGCUCUUUUCGCUACUCAUCACGUGUCUCAUGCUCUUUCUGGAUAUAUCGCAUAUAGCGCUGAUGUUCCCAUUCAACUGGACUAAAGUGAAUACGUGGAUGUACCUGAGUGUUGGUUUGAUAUUUAUUUUGAGCUCCACGCUGCUUGUCCACAUGGUGCUCUAUGCCACUGAAUACACAUGGGUAUCGAAGCACUCCAAGGACACGCUUCUGGCCACUGGGAUAAUUGGCUAUCUGUGCGCCCUGGAGGCAUUUCUUCUGUCGGGCAUCGCAUCCUGGCCGUGGACUCAGUACCGUCAGGUGCCCGACGAUGCCAGCGAAUUGUUUAUCGAGGACCGCGAGAUGACGCCGAUGAGUCCCAUUAAUUGUAGCACCGAUCUGCAGGCGACGCCAUAUCAUCACAAUGGCAAUGCGACCACGUCGGAUCUGUAUAACCAACAACAACAAUCGUCCUAUAAUCAAAAGCCUUAUAUACCUGCCAAACGACCCAAUGAGCUCAACAAUCAGCGUCCAGCAUUGGGUCACACACAAACCGCACGGUCGAAACCCAAUCAGCGCUAUAGAGAGGGCUACCACUAUCACACAUCCCGCCAGAGUCCCACUUUCGUGCUGGGCGAUGAUCAGGGUGCCGGUCCAUCCACGUCCCGUUCCAAUGAUAACUCCAGUGCGUGAUAGUUCAUGAUGCCUCAGCCAGACGAAGGACAGGCGACCGGGGAAGGGGAAUAGUUACAGAGAUCUCUCAGCCAUUAAAUUCGGGAAAAUCAAUUGGAAGCAUGUUGAAGCACUUUGGUCGCUGAAGGAGGUGAACAAACACAGCGGAAGCCACACAAAAGCAAAAGAAAAGACAAAAUUGUUAAUUAGUUUAAACCACAAGCGAAACUCGUCGGGAUUAGAAGUUGAGACACCAACAGAGGAAAUAUUUAAGCAGCCGAGCAAAGCAAACAAUAAUAAAUUUAAUAUAUAUUGUGUGUGUAUGUGUACUACAAGCCGAGAGAGAAAUUUAAAGAAUUUAAGCCACAAGAAAUUUGAAGCGCAGAUCAACCUGAUCUACGCCCACUUGGUUAGUUAUACGAACACCAACACCCUUGAAAUUGGUCAACGUCGAGCUAUAACUAAAAACGAUAUUAAAUUGGUAACUAUACGGUAUCAAGGUAACGCGCGAAAAUUGCAAGCAAAAUUUAAGAUUCGAAAUGGAAGAGCAUGAGCAUGGAUAUGGAAAUCAACUUGUUAUAAACGUAGUUUUGCUUAUUUUUUAAUAAAAACAAAUAAUUCAAGAAAAACGAAA